AUGGGCGGGGGGUCGGAUGAGAUGGUCAUGUCACUGUUGGCGGGGCAGGCGGUGGUAGAUUGCGAGACGAUGGUCGUUGGGGGAUGGGAGGAGGUGGAGAGCUGGAAGAAGGAACUCGCAGUACUGAAGAACCGCCUGGACGCGCUCGUGGCUCGACAUCAACGAGAAGUCAAGAUCCUCACGGCGGCGCGGACGCUCCAGAAGCUAAAUCACACCAACAAGCGGAUGAGCAAGCAGACGACGGAAAGUCUGGAGCAGGCCGAGAAGCGCGUCGAAGCUGCGGAGAGGGAAGUCCUCACACUGAAAGAACGCGAAGCGGACCUUCGACGCCGACUCAUGGAGCACUGGUCUGGCGUCAUGGCGUGGGAAGUUCGGCGCCUCGAAAAGGUCUCCUCGGACACUCAAGCCCGGUUCCACCGUCAAUCCCGACACGUCGAUAUGAGCAAGGAUCGAGAAGCCAAGUUGCUCAAGCAGAUGGGCGAACUCGAGACGGAGUGUGAGCAGCGUCUCGCCCGGAUCCAGGAACUGGACGGCGAGCUUCAUCGGCGGGGAGGGAGGGAGAAGGAGCUGCAGGAGAUGGUGGUGGAUUUGGGCCGAAGGGAGCGAGGGAUGGAGGAGGAGUUACGGGCGGUGGAUAAAGUCAAGAGAGGGCUGGAGAUGGAGAAGGAGGGGUGGGAGUUGCAAAGGCGUGCAGUCGAGCGUGAUGGGGGUGCAUUCGAGGCGGAGAAGAGGGAAUGGGCGAAGGAGAGGGAAGAGUGGGCGAGUCACAAGCGGCUCUUGGCGGAGGAGAUGGAGCGGCUCAUGAAGGAUCGUCAAAAGAUGCUGGAUGCGGGCAAGACGAGUGAGCGGGAUAAGGCGGUGAUGCAGGGUGUCAGGGCCAGGGUUGGAGAGGUGCUGGGUAGGCAGACACCAGCGGAGCAUGAGCUCGAGGCGGCCAUCAAGGAGAUGGGGGCGUUGGUGCAGCGUCGAGAGAACGAGGUGGCGAGUCUGCGAGAGGAGAUGAAGGAGGUGAAUAUGGGGUUGGAAGAGGAGUUGAGGAGGGUCUCGGCGGAUCGGGAUAACUGGAAGGGCAAGGCGGAUCAGGUGGAGCAGGGGUACAAGGGCGAUAUGGCUGCGAUUGAGCGCAAGGCAAGAGGCCAAGCAGAGCAGAUCUCGGACCUCACACUACGGAACGAAACUCUCGCUUCCUCGCUCGCGGCCGCCCAGUCCGCCGUCACGUCCAUGUCCUCCUCUUCCACUCAAACGAAAGCCCUCCAAACCCGGUGCGACGCCCUCACCGCAGAACUCGACAGCAUCGCCGGUCAGUUCAACGAAGUGUGGACGAUCCUUCCUCCCCUCUCGCGCCGCGUCGACGCCCAGCUCGCCCGGCCGGACGGGACCUCCGCCGAUGGCGUGUCGAGUCCGACCAAAUCACUCAAUUUUGCGGCACUGCAGCAGCUGUACACGCCCACGCGGGAAGAGUUUGGCGGGAUCGAUGAGAUGCUGGAGAGGGUCAGGGGGUUGGUGGAGGAUGGAAAGGUGUUGGUGGCACGCGUGGUGAGGCUUGGACAGGAGCGGGAGAUGUACAAGUCGAACGCGGCCAAAGCGAAGAAGCUGGUAGAGGACAGUAGGGGGAGCUUGGAGACGUACCAGCAGCAGGUGGCGGUUCUGGAGGAUCGGCUCGCCAAGUCUGGGUCGACCGAGAGUCACUUCCUGGAGGAGCUCAACACCCUUCGCUCAGCGCUCGAUACCGCCCAAAUAGCUAAACGGCAAGCCGAGUCCCGCCUCAAAUCAACAGCCGAGACCGUCGCCAGACUCGAAGCCGCCAAUGCGGACCUCUCCACCCGAGCGCUCACGCUCGCCGAGGAUGCGGAAGAUCAGCGUUCCGCGCUGGUCAAGAAGACGCAGGCGGAGAUUCAGGAUCUCAAGAGGCAGGUCGGGGAGGUUCAAGGCGAGGCGGAUGAGGAGCGCAUGCGGGGUCAGACGCAGAGGAUACAGCUGUUGGAUGAGCUGAACUCACUGCAAGCUGAGGUAGGCGAUCUCCGGAAGCAGCUACGGAUGGCAAAGGGUGGUACCCCGGCUAAAUAA
Molecule: messenger RNA, 2067 nt
Organism: Dioszegia hungarica
Lineage: Eukaryota; Fungi; Basidiomycota; Tremellomycetes; Tremellales; Bulleribasidiaceae
Product: Up-regulated during septation-domain-containing protein
Exons: 6
Coding region: 1-2067 (688 amino acids)
Source: RefSeq, a predicted model, not a curated record